Molecule: messenger RNA, 3088 nt
Organism: Plectropomus leopardus (leopard coralgrouper)
Lineage: Eukaryota; Metazoa; Chordata; Actinopteri; Perciformes; Serranidae
Source: RefSeq, a predicted model, not a curated record
UUCAGUUUCUGACAGAUUUUCAGAAGUUUCCUUUAAUUUGUUUUAUAUUUCUAAAUUUUCAGUCAUGCUUUUGAAUUUAUUUUACCAUUCACACGUGUGUUCAGAGGGAAAUGCAUUUUCUAGUUUGACUAUGAAUUUUCAGUAAAGAUUUCACUUGUGCAAAAUGACCGGAGGUCAGGAGCCCGUGGCAGUGGCCCCGCACAGGUCAGGGGGACGGAGAGUUUUUAGGGACGGUGGCACGCCGCUGUGCACUUUGGCACCUCAUUACAUCAAAAGUGAGAAAAAAAGGAAAACAAAUGUCAGAGUGAAUCAGUUUUUUGGGGUUUUUUUUGGGAAUCAGUAACUGAUUUGGGGGCCACCAGGCGCCCCACAGCGGGCCAGAUUUGGAGUGUCACUGCUUUAGGAGUUAAAAAGGGUUGAAGCAGCUCUGCAGUAACUCAGCAUCAUUUUAUCUCCCAGAAUUCAUCAGGAUGGCAAGCCCUGCUGAAAACCACCGCCUGCCGUCUGCGGUCGACCCCACCCACCACGCCACAGCCCCAUCAAGCCCCGCCCACCACGCCACAGCCCCGCCAAGUCCCGCCUCCUCAGACAUCUCUGCAGCCGACAGUGAUUUCGACUGGAGGGGCAGCGACCACUCAUCCACUCAGAGAGACACAAACAGGACAGCUGGGGGACGGCGGACACAUCAGGCGGCAGUGGAUCCUCACCGAUGUGUCGUCUGUAGGAAAAGUUUCCGUCACAAAGGAAAUCUGGUGAAACACGCAGAAACGCACUCAGAGCAGCCACAGUGUGGCGUCUGUGGAGAACAGGUCAAGUCCUCAGACGGUUUGUUCAAACAUCUCAGAUCCCACAGAGAAACGGACAGCGGCGGCGGCAGCGGAAAGUGUGAGAUCUGCAGUAAGACAUUUCAGAACAUGGAGACGCACAUGAGGAGUCACACAGGAGUCAAACCGUUCAGCUGCGAUGUCUGCAGCAAGAGCUUCCCCCGAAUCGGAGCGCUGCGGCGCCACAAGAAGAUCCACAGUAGGAGGACAGAUGCCGUCUGCCCAGUCUGCAGCCUGACCUUCAGCCAACAACGGCGGCUGCAGGACCACCUGAAGACCCACGGAGAAGACGACGGGGACCAGAGCGAGGAUGGUCAGUCUGAAACGCUGAAAGCAAAGACAGACAGAUGUGGACAGAAGUCGUCUCUGUCCUGCAGAGUCUGCAGCGAGUCGUUCCACAGCCGCGGCUUCCUGAGGAAACAUGCUGAGACGCACUGCCGGGACGCUCGCAGCAUCUGCGGUGUCUGCGGGCAGCAGUUGGACUCGGCAGACGCUCUGCUGACUCACCUUCAGUCUCACAGAGAGACGAGUGGUACCUGCAGCAUUUGCGCCAAGACUUUCCAGAACAUGGAGACGCACAUGAGGAGCCACACGGGGAUCAAACCGUACCGCUGCACUGUCUGCAACAAGCACUUCCCCCGCGCCGGAGCACUGCGGCGCCACAAGAAGAUCCACAGCGGUGAGCGACCGCACAUCUGCCCUCUCUGCGGGAAGACGUUCAUCGAGAGCAGUGCCUUAAAGACGCACAUCAGGAGUCACGCAGGGGACGAGGACGCCGAGCCGCCGCCGGACGGUCUGAACCUGAAGUCUGAGACAGAGAGGAGUCCGAGCGAGGAGAACACCAAAGUGGCUUCUCAGACGAGUCACGACUGCAUGGUCUGUGGGGAGUCCUUCCAGAGUAAAGGCAGUCUGAAGAAGCACGCCAAGAGUCACUCAGCGGAGGCUGUCUGCGGCGUCUGUGGCGAAGCUUUACCGCCGUCAGAGAUGCUGACGGAGCACCUGCAGACACAUCGAGAUGCCGGGAGCAUCUGUCACAUCUGUGGGAAAACCUUUCAGAAUAUUGAGACGCACAUGCGCAGUCACACCGGCGUCAAACCGUACUGUUGCAACGUCUGCGGAAAAUCAUUCCCGCGGCCUGGCGCCCUGCGUCGCCACAAGAGGAUCCACAGCGGCGAGCGGCCGUACAUCUGCGAGUUCUGUGGGAAAACAUUCAUAGAUACUGGCUCUCUGACAACGCACAUCAGGAACCACACAGGAGACAAACCGGCCAGCCGUGUCUCCUGCGAGACGUGCGGGAAGAGCCUGGCGUCUAUCCAUGUCCUGGAGGUCCACCGCAGGAUCCACACUGGUGAGAAGCCGUUCCAGUGCCGCGUCUGCGGGAAAGCCUUCCGGCAGGUGGGAGGACUCACUGCCCACAUGCUGACGCACACGGGUGAGAAGCCGUUCAGCUGCAGCCUCUGCAACAAGAGCUUCAGCACCAAAGGCUACCUGCAGACGCACCUGCGCUUCCACCGGAAGGAGCGCGCCUUCAGCUGCGGCGUCUGCUGGAAGGCCUUCGUCACCAACAACGACCUUAAGAAGCACCUGCUGACGCACACGGGAGAGAAGCCGUUCAGCUGCCGCGUCUGUGGGAAGAGCUAUCAGGAGAAACGUUCCCGGGACGUCCACAUGAAAGUCCACCUGGACAUCCGCCUUGGCAGGGAGCCAAUCAGGAGGCAGGACGCCCCACAGCCAAUCAGGAGGCAGGACGCUGUUCAGCCUGACCUGCUGCAGCUGUAAGCCCACAGACUGAUCUGAACGGGUUUAUAAACUGACCAGCAGUUUAAGGAAGGAACACGUGACAGUAAAUAAACUACAAAAUAAGCAAUGAUCAGGAUCCUCUGGGGCCCCUCCUGCUAUCCAACUAGUCUGAGGCCCCGGGCUGACCCAGAACUGGGCUGACCCAGAACUCAUGGAGGGAUUAGAGAGGAGAGGACAUCUGAAGCGCUUUUCUCCGCCUCCUGACCCCGAGACAAGCGGAGGACGAUGGAUGGAUGGAUGGAUGGAUGGAUGGAUGGAUGUAACUGUAAAAAGGAGAGUUUGCUGUUUCUGCUGUUUUAUUAAAAAUCUCUUCAGCGUUAUUUCCUGCUUAAAACAUUUGUUAGAAAAGUCUUCAAAUGUAAUGAGUUACAUUACUUUGAUGAAAAAAUAAAACGAAAUGCCCAGCCAUGAGGUGACCCCUCCGUGUGUGUUGGGGGUUUGUGGCUGAGUGUGUUUGUCCUGGA